UGGACAUUGUCAUGUUGACAUCCGUCAAAGUAAAGUUAGAGGUUAUAAUUUGUGGUUUUCCGUUUUUAACAAAUAAUAUUAGCGAUGGAAUUACCCGAAAUUAACUACAACAAAGGAGACUACGUAGAAACGGCUUCUGGCAACAAAGUUUGUCGUCAAACAGUAUUAUGCGGCUCUCAAAAUAUAAUUUUACAAGGCAAAGUAAUAGUCCAGUCUGAAGCGAUAAUUCGUGGAGAUUUAGCAAAUGUAAGGACAGGUCGGUACUGUAUUAUAAGUAAAGAAGCGGUCAUAAGACCCCCUUACAAAAAAUUUAGCAAAGGAGUCGCUUUUUUCCCUUUAGUAAUGGGUGAUCAUGUUUUUGUUGGGGAAAGGUCAGUUGUGAGUGCGGCUGUUGUGGGCUCUUAUGUAUACAUAGGAAGAAAUUGUGUUAUUGGACGGAGAUGUAUUUUGAAAGACUGCUGCGUAAUUGAGGAUAAUACAGUUUUGGCACCGGAAACUGUUGUUCCUCCAUUUACAAGAUAUGGAGGCUCACCUGGUAUGAAUAUUGGGGAUUUACCUGAGUGUCAGGCUGAUUUGAUGGUUGACUAUACUCGCAGCUACUAUCAACACUUCCAACCAACCAAAAUUAUAUAAAGUAUCACAUUUUUUAUAAUAUAAUGUAUAAUUUAUUGAUUUUUAUACUAUAUAAAUGAAUUGAGGAAAAUAAAAAAGCUUUGUCUUU
Tribolium madens (black flour beetle) is the source of this 721-nucleotide messenger RNA. RefSeq names its product dynactin subunit 5 (gene DCTN5-p25). NCBI's taxonomy places the organism in Eukaryota, Metazoa, Arthropoda, Insecta, Coleoptera, Tenebrionidae. Bases 85 to 633 code for a protein of 182 amino acids. The record is from RefSeq and is a predicted model, not a curated record. The transcript is spliced from 4 exons.